Molecule: messenger RNA, 4085 nt
Organism: Coregonus clupeaformis (lake whitefish)
Lineage: Eukaryota; Metazoa; Chordata; Actinopteri; Salmoniformes; Salmonidae
Product: paired box protein Pax-3-like
Exons: 9
Coding region: 430-1914 (494 amino acids)
Biological process (GO): regulation of transcription by RNA polymerase II; anatomical structure development
Molecular function (GO): RNA polymerase II cis-regulatory region sequence-specific DNA binding; DNA-binding transcription factor activity, RNA polymerase II-specific
Source: RefSeq, a predicted model, not a curated record
ACAGCACAACUAAUAACUGUUCCUCUGGGUUUUGACCAUCUUCUCUCACUCUGAACGUGUGUCAACAACAACAGCGACAACAACAUCACUUGCAUGAUUCUUGAUGACAUCGCAGAUUCCCUCACGUAUCCAAAUGCCUCUCGACUGGUGAAAAAGCAACGCAUAGCCGCACUCUUCAGAAGUCUACCUCCAGUUUUUCCUGGUUAGGUAACUUGGGCUCUUUUCUUCGGGAGGCGGGAGUGUUUUUUUCCUCCCGGGACGCUGGUUCCUGUCUAGUCCAGUGACUACCAUAUCAAGGCUAACCUUCCACGAAUUGGAAUACAGGGCAUUUUUACUCAGAAUUUCCCCCACUGGUCAAGCGCCAUCGUCGGCAGCUCCCCGUUCUCCUCUCUGGCGGGAGGUUAGCUGAAGGCGUAGGGUUGUGGAGGUAUGACUGCGUUGGCUGGGGCAAUACCAAGGAUGAUGCGCCCUAUGCUGGCUCAGAACUACCCCCACAGUGGUUUCCCACUGGAAGUCUCUACCCCGUUAGGCCAAGGCAGAAUGAACCAGCUCGGGGGAGUGUUCAUAAAUGGCAGACCUUUGCCCAACCAUAUCCGCCAUAAGAUCGUCGAAAUGGCCCACCAUGGAAUCAGGCCGUGCGUAAUCUCCCGUCAGCUCCGCGUCUCUCACGGUUGCGUUUCCAAAAUCCUCUGCCGGUACCAGGAGACCGGCUCCAUCCGACCCGGGGCCAUCGGGGGAAGCAAAUCAAAGCAGGGGACGACGCCUGAUGUUGAGAAGAGAAUAGAGGAGUACAAGCGGGACAACCCGGGUAUGUUUAGCUGGGAGAUUCGGGAUAAAUUACUGAUGGAUGGGAUAUGUGACCGGAACACCGUUCCAUCAGUGAGCUCUAUCAGUCGCAUCAUGAGGAGUAAAUUCGGAGUGAAGGGAGAUGACGAUGAUGAUGAAGAUGAAAUCGAGAAAAAGGAAUUAGAAGAACACGAACGGCGGGCCAAACACAGCAUCGAGGGCAUCUUAGGAGACCGAUCGAGCCACUCAGAUGAGGGGUCGGACGUGGAGUCAGAACCGGACCUGCCUCUGAAGAGGAAGCAGCGCCGCAGUAGAACCACCUUCACGGCCGAACAGCUGGAUGAGCUGGAGAGAGCCUUCGAACGAACACACUACCCUGACAUCUACACCAGGGAAGAGCUGGCUCAGAGGGCCAAACUCACAGAGGCCAGAGUACAGGUGUGGUUCAGUAACAGAAGAGCCCGGUGGAGGAAGCAGGCUGGAGCUAGUCAGCUCAUGGCCUUCAAUCACCUGAUCCCUGGGGGGUUCCCGCCCUCUGCCAUGUCCAGUCUCUCACCUUAUCAGCUGUCUGACAGCCCGUAUCCCCCUACAUCCAUAUCACAAGUGGUGUCGGAGCAGGCCAGCACCCUGCACCGGCCCCAGCCCCUGCCCCCCUCCUCAGGCCACCACCAGAACUCAGGUGGGGGAGGACAGGAUGGGGGGUCGGCCUACUGCCUGGCCUCUGGACGCCACGGCUUCUCAGGCUACUCCGACAACUUCGUCACGUCAGGUGGCCCUCCCAACCCCAUGAACCCUGCCAUCGGCAACGGCCUCUCUUCCCAGGUGAUGGGUCUGUUGAACCCAGGCGGGGUGCCCCACCAGCCCCAGAGUGACUACGCCCUCUCCCCCCUGACAGGAGGCCUGGAGCACCCCGGGGGCAUGGGGGCCAGCUGCUCUCAGCGUCUGGAGCACAUCAAGGGUCUGGAGGGCCUGUCCAGUGUCCCCAACAUCCCCAGUCUCCCCUCGCUGCCCAACUCCCAGUCCUACUGCCCGUCAUCCUACAGCUCUCCUGCCUACAGCGUGGACCCCGUGGCCUCCUACCAGUAUGGGCAGUACCACGGACAAAGUAAGGUGCCCUUCAUUAUCUGAGACCUGAGAUCACCUGAGGAUCAGCCCCUUUAAGUGACCCCCCCCCCCCACACACACACACCUCUAGCCCAGUCUCCACCUCCACCUCCACCUGUAGCCCAGUCUCCACCUCCGGCCCAGCCCAGUCUCCACCUCCACCUCCGGCCCAGCCCAGACUCUACCUCCACUUCCGGCCCAGCCCAGUCUCCACCUCCACCUCCGGCCCAGCCCAGUCUCCACCUCCACCUCCGGCCCAGCCCAGACUCUACCUCCACUUCCGGCCCAGCCCAGUCUCCACCUCCACCUCCGGCCCAGCCCAGUCUCCACCUCCACCUCCGGCCCAGCCCAGACUCCACCUCCACCUCCAGCCCAGCCCAGUCUCGGUUGAGGGACGUGUGUACUGUAUAUGUUGAGACUGAGGGGGCUCUUCAAGUAAUUAGGACCAAAAGCUCCCUCCACCAUCCCUGGCUACCUAUUCCCUCACCCAGGCACCUCACCUCAACAAUGAUCUGUUCCUUCAGACUAAAGAUAAAAGGACAUUGAUAAAGAGGAAUUUAAGGCCAAAACAAAGAAACACAUGAACUUAGAUUGUCUGUUGAUGACUGACAGAGAUGCCACUGGGUACUUUCCCUUGGCUGUGAUGUGGUCUACCCCACAUUGGGCGCCAACUAUGACCAGGAGGACCAUGGAAGAAUAGCCCACAUAGACCCACAGCCCAGGAGCGGAGGCCUGGUUGGGGUAAAAAAUCCUCAAGUCAGGCCUGUGGAACAGCACAACCAGACUGUAUAGUAAGAGACUCACUAGCAGCCUUACAGCUGUGAGCCUGUUUACAUGUUUGUCGUAGGGCCAAAUGAAUACAGAUGAAUUAUAUUUAUCUCUGAAUGAAAGCUACUUGAGGGAAAAAAUAACAGGCUUUUGUUGGGAUUUAUUUGACGUUGCAUUUAUUUGAUAUGUUUUGUUCCAGAAGAUUCCUUCCCACACAAAGAGUGAAAUGAACACAACAUUCCAAGCAUAGACUGAGGAACAAACAAACAAACAAGCAAAUGUGUAGAAAAUAAAAAUGUAAAUCAAAGAGGAAGCUUUGAGACAUCAUCAUAAACAGAAGUGUAAUGUAUACUACAGCUGUUCCGUUCCCUUCAUUAUGUUAACUGCUCAGUGUUCUAAAACAUUCCAUUGAACUCUCACUGUGUUCCGUUGAUAACUCUGAUCUUUUGUAGCUUUAGAAGGAUUCCUAGGGGUCAGGGGUGACUUUGGGGAAAGUCACAGGUGAAGGAGGAAGAGGAAGGAGGGGGGACUCAGAGGUUCUGAUGGGCGACAGGGUUGAUCCAUCGAGGGAUGCAGUUCCCCCUCAUAGAGGCCUAUUAGGUCACGAGACUCACGACCAAGAAACACAUGAGAAACCAGGACCACCCUACCACAGACCAACCCAGCUGACCAGAAGUGCAAUAUCACGUACCUCAGAGUCAACGACACCAUCAAACAGAUUAAACAAAAAUAUAUUGUGUCUUAAAAACAUUUGAAUCAUGUUUGAGUCAUUGUUUAUUACAUGUGCCUAUGGAGGCUUCGAGGUCCAAAACAAAGAAACAACAACAACAGCAACAACAACAACCAACAUCAUCAGUACUGCUAUGAUAGCAAAGCGACAGCAAAAGGUGGGACGCACAUUGUGAACCAUUGAAGUCAUUCCAAGCCCAUGUGGAGCAGAUUGAUUCAAGGAAAAAACAGAAGUAAACAAAACAAACUUAUGAAGAAUUACAAAGCCAAAUUAUUCCAUUUAUUUUUUGCUUGUGUCUUUUUGUUUCUCUUGUUGCAAAAACAGAAAGAUCAAUAGUGUGUUGUUUUACAUCAUUUCCUUAUUUAUUCUCUCUAAAGUAUCUAAACAAUUCUGCAACAUUAUUCUUAAACUUUCUGCAAUGUUUUAGUCAAGUUACUACAUCACAUACCUUAUAGGAAUACUGUGUCCAUCUUUUCACUAAAUGGUAGCUGGAUGUCUCAACAGAUCCAAAGGUUGCUACAAGCACUCAGCAGUCAAUUGUACAUUUGUCUGUAACAGAAAGAAAAGUGUUUUUUCUUUCCAAUGGUUUCUUUCAUUUUUAUAUAUUUGUUGUAUUAUUUGACAGAAUGAUAUGGCGCAAUGUCUUGUGUACAAGUGCAGUAUUAUUACUAUUUAUAAUAAAAAAAUGAAAACAUAA